Rhipicephalus sanguineus (brown dog tick) is the source of this 995-nucleotide messenger RNA. It is a transcript of the gene Vps20, whose product is annotated as charged multivesicular body protein 6-A. The record is from RefSeq and is a predicted model, not a curated record. The transcript is spliced from 7 exons. Bases 229 to 912 code for a protein of 227 amino acids. Gene Ontology annotation, biological process: vesicle budding from membrane; late endosome to vacuole transport via multivesicular body sorting pathway. Gene Ontology annotation, cellular component: multivesicular body; ESCRT III complex. Lineage: Eukaryota; Metazoa; Arthropoda; Arachnida; Ixodida; Ixodidae.
ACACUUGUGAUAGUUUUAACCAGAUUUCGUGUAGGUGUUGUAUGCUGUUAUCAGUGCUCCAGUGCCGUACACAUAUAAAUGGUUGUAGAGGUGUUCUGUGAUAUAUUAGUUCGCGACGCCAGAGAGUGAGCGUUAUUUCCCGUCCGUGGGUGUGUUCGAUUCGCGUUGGUUGAAACAAGUACCAUGCAUUCGCGAAGUUUGUAAGCGUUCUUCGGCCGGUGCUGCUGCAUGACUGUUGUUGAGGUGUUGACAUGGGUCCGAGUACUGCGUUCAGAAACUCCUCGCAAUAAGAUGGGUAUCCUGUUCGCGAAGCACAAGAAAGUGAGCCGCGUGACGGAGCAAGACAAGGCCAUCCUGCAACUGAAGCAGCAGAGGGAUAAGAUCAAGCAGUACCAGAAGAAAAUCCUCUUCAACUUGGAGAACGAGCGUCAGCUCGCUCGGAAGCUGCUCAACGAUGGGCGCAAAGAAAAAGCGAAGCUGCUCCUCAGGAAGAAGCGCUUCAUGGAACAGAUGCUGGAAAAGACUGACGGGCAGCUAACCAACCUGGAGAGAAUGGUCCAUGACAUCGAGUUCGCCCAAAUUGAAAUCCAAGUUGUAGAGGGCCUCAAGGUCGGCAACGAGUCGUUGAAGAAGCUCCACGAGGUGCUGUCGGUGGAGGCAAUAGAAAAAAUAAUGGACGAAACACAAGAGGGCAUUGAAAAGCAAAAGGAAAUCGACGACCUCCUGAGUGGCCAACUGACUGCCGAAGAUGACGAGGCAGUGCUGGCGGAGUUGGAGGCUCUGGUGUCGGAAGACGAGGCCAGAGCUGUUCUCGACCUGCCCACUGUGCCCUUGGCCGAUGUUCCCAGUGCAGAAGGUCCACCGACAAAGGUGCGGAAAGAACAGAAGACAGAAACACUAGUUGAAGCCUAACCUGUGCUUCUGCUGUGACAGCACCUUUUAUUUCUUCAAAACAAUACUGUACUAUAAGAGUGUCUGAUGUUUACAGCAAGAGG